UGGAAUUCCUUCGCACUCGCUCCCAGCCUCUCGUCCCGGCUCCUUCUCCGUUUGUUCACACCCCCAGCAGGUGCUUUCACUUGACGUGUAGUUUGCAGUUGUGCUUUAGUCUGUGACUUUCAGGUUAACUUUAAUAAAGCCUGGGAGGCUCUGAGACCUCUGGCUGGGGGGACCUCUGGCCUCUCGUCGGUGCCGGGCUGAUCCGGACCAUCCUUCAUCCUCAGCAGGAGCAUAGCUGCUUCUGUCCACGUCCACUCAAGUCAAGUCAAGUCAUCAGAGCAUCUUCGCCUCGGUGUCACUCAUGUCAAACCUGGUGGGGACUCUGCCCGACGGCGCGGCCUUCGCGCCCCGCAGCGCGAUGGCCGAGCACUCGGCGUGGGACCUGGGCGAGGCCAAGGCCGGCGCCCCCGGCCUCUACCUGUCCUGCUUCGACAUGCUGCUCACCGAGGACGCGGCGUGGCUGGUGAAGGCGGCGCCCACGCCGCGCCUGGAGCCCCCGGAGGGGCCGGAGCAGUGCCCCGUCAUCGACAGCCAGGAGCAGGGCCUGUCCCCGGGGCUGGAGGGGCCCGAGGAGGAGCGCUCCCUGGAGCAGGUGCAGUCGAUGGUCGUGGGAGAGGUGCUGAAGGACAUCGAGACCGCCUGCAAACUGCUGAACAUCACUCCAGACCCCAUGGAGUGGAACGCGGGGAACGUGCAGAAGUGGCUGCUGUGGACUGAACAUCUGUACAGGCUGCCCCACGCGGGCAAGGCCUUCCACGAGCUGACGGGGAAGGACCUCUGCGCCAUGAGCGAGGAGGAGUUCCGCCAGCGCUCGCCCCCGUGCGGCGACACGCUGCACGCUCACCUGGACAUAUGGAAGUCCGCCGCCUGGAUGAAAGAGAGGUGCUCGGUGGGAGACACCAAAACUGCAGGGAGCGAGGAGCUGUGGUCCGAGGCCGACUCCUCCUGCUCAGGUCAGCCCAUCCACCUGUGGCAGUUCCUCCGAGAGCUCCUGCUCAAACCCCACAGCUACGGACGCUGCAUCCGCUGGCUCAACAAGGACAAAGGCAUCUUCAAGAUCGAGGACUCGGCUCACGUGGCUCGACUGUGGGGGCUGAGGAAGAACCGACCCGCCAUGAACUAUGACAAGCUGAGCCGCUCCAUACGCCAGUACUACAAGAAGGGCAUCAUCCGCAAGCCCGACGUGUCCCAGAGGCUGGUGUACCAGUUCGUGCACCCCGUGUGAGGCCGCGGCCGAGAACAGAAACGGACGAGAAGGUGCCGAGUGCACGUGCACCGAGCGCAGACACGGCGACGCGGCCGCUCGGCUGCAGAAGGAACACAGAAAACAAUCGCCAAAACCAACUGCCUUCCUAUUUGCACAAACUGCCUUUGUUUCCUUUCAGUAAUGUGAUUGCUAAUUAAUCUUGACUCAUGACUUCAAACAGCAGAAUUGAUUGCUCCUGCGUACGGACCGCAGGGAACUGAGCUCGUCUUGUGCCGCAUCUGGAACCGCAUCUGUUUGCGCUGGAGCCGGUUCUGCUGCCGCUGACGAGCGUGCGCUCGGGACCUUGGGUUGGUAAACACGCAGGCCGUCGGCAACGGGACGUCUCGUCCCGCACCAAAGGCAACGCGGACUCUCCAUCAGGACCGCAAUCCUUGGAAACGGGAAAGCCUCCCACUGAAUUCAACCACUUCACGCUUCGAGGCCAAUAUCACGUCAGAGACACUGUUAGCGGGUAAAGUUAGAAGAAGCUGUGAAGUCUCACAUGUUUGAUUCCACUGUAAAUACUGUAAGUGCUCAGGAAACGUGUACAGAGCUGCCUGGUUGUAGACUCUUAGUUAUUUCAUUGCUACAGUUUUGAAAUGAAUUAGUAAUUUUAUUAAAACAUAUAAUAUGUGAGCAAAUCCUGACCCAUACAUUCACACAUGUCACUAAUCAUGAAGAUAUCAGCUUGAUUCUAAUUUAUUUAUUGGAGGUCUGUGCUGCUUGCUUGCUUCCGUUGGGGUCUAAAUACAUUGUACACGGGUGUUUGAACAGAA
Molecule: messenger RNA, 2022 nt
Organism: Betta splendens (Siamese fighting fish)
Lineage: Eukaryota; Metazoa; Chordata; Actinopteri; Anabantiformes; Osphronemidae
Product: SAM pointed domain-containing Ets transcription factor
Exons: 6
Coding region: 302-1225 (307 amino acids)
Biological process (GO): regulation of transcription by RNA polymerase II; cell differentiation
Cellular component (GO): nucleus
Molecular function (GO): DNA-binding transcription factor activity, RNA polymerase II-specific; sequence-specific DNA binding
Source: RefSeq, a predicted model, not a curated record